AUGCUUCGUGGCUGUCGCUUUAUCCAUACUUCCAGGGUCUCUUUCCAUGAAAACCCUUUGGGCCUUCCGAAAGUUGGCAAGGCUCCAGAGAUACCUCGCAUGUCCCGGGGACUUCCGAUCAAGCAGAAGAUCCCUAAUGUCAGGAAGGUUGUUCUUGUGUCUUCAGCCAAAGGUGGUGUGGGGAAAUCCACUGUGUCAGUGAAUACGGCACUUGCACUCCAGAAACUUGGGAGGUCCACGGGGAUUCUCGAUGUGGACAUUUUCGGACCUUCAAUUCCCAAACUUCUUCAUCUUAGCGGUGAGCCUCGUCUCUCAAACAAUGGAAAAUUGCUUCCAUUGGCUAAUUUCGGCAUACCGUCCAUGUCUAUGGGGUAUCUCGUUCCACCAGAAAAUGCUGUGGUUUGGCGUGGACUUAUGGUGAUGAAGGCGCUUCAGCAACUCCUUUUUGAGGUUGAGUGGCCCAAUUUGGACUAUUUGGUGGUGGAUAUGCCUCCUGGAACCGGUGACACGCAACUCACUAUAAGUCAGCAGUUGAAAGUGGACGGUGCAGUGAUUGUGUCGACUCCUCAGGACAUAGCUCUAAUUGAUGCAGUGAAAGGAAUUGCUAUGUUUGAGAAGGUCAAUGUGCCGCUUCUUGGACUUGUGGAGAACAUGAGCUAUUUCGUGUGCCCUAAUUGUAGCCAUGAAAGUCAUAUUUUCGGGUUUGAUGGAGUGAGAAAGGAAGCCAAAAAGCAUGGCCUAGAGGUUUUGGCAUCCAUUCCUUUGAAUGCAAAGAUCUGUGAGCAAUCUGACUUGGGGAAGCCCGUGGUUCUUGCUGAUGAAGUACUUGCAAAACCGUAUUUGGAGGUAGCCACAAGUAUAAUUCGUCAACUUGAGUGA
Messenger RNA from Sungouiella intermedia, 879 nucleotides. The record is from the annotation of a GenBank genome assembly. Lineage: Eukaryota; Fungi; Ascomycota; Pichiomycetes; Serinales; Metschnikowiaceae.